UGGCCGUUUUGGAGUUUCGGUCAAUUGACCAUCGCACCCGCUUUCGUCCUUAUCGUCGUCGUUGUCUAUUAUCGUCGGUGUCGUAAGGUCGGGUCAGCCAGGCUUGUGGAAAAGGGAACUAGGUAGUUGGUAGUAGCAGUUGGGGGUUUCAGCAGGAAAGGGUUGCACGCGAGAAAGUUCCAGCAAAAAGUCGCCGAAAUAUGCUGCUGCACGGGGCGCAAUCUCCCUCCCAUGCGCUGGAUUCCCACGCGAUGGAGCCGGAUCAGCACCAACAUCAUCAGGCGAGGCAGCUAAGGCGCAAAAGAAAAGCCGAGUUCCAAGACAACGAACGUUUGUCCAAACGACUCAGUCUUUUGAAUCUAGAAUGGCCAGAAGAAACUCAAUGUCCCGGGGGAGGAGCCGGCUCCAUCAUCCAUGGCCCCCAACGCUGUUUCCAUGACUUCGUCGCCUUCUACCUCCCCCACCAGCCGUCGCCGCCGUCGCGACCGCAAACCACCACCAUCCGAUGAGGAAGUGAUGCAGCUUGACGACACCAAGCACAAGGUUUAUAUUUUCAACAUGGACGACGAGCUCUCCUCCUCUGAAAGCGAGCCCGACGAUGGCAAGCUCGUCUUCCUACCUGACAUAGAGAAGCACCUGCGCGCCACGCGCAUUCCGUCAUCCCUUCUGGCCAACCACGAAGGCCAGCUUGCCGGCAUGCAGGUGGUUCUGUACAACGAGCCCGCCUCUCUGACUGUCCCACCCGAGCAAGACAGCGUUCGUAAGGCCAUCGUCGAGUCCCGGACCCGUAUGCGCGAGAGACAGCGUCUCGAACGCGAGGGUAAGGGUUCGCCGGUGCAGAUGCCACCGCCGUUCGUCUCCCAGCAACCCGUAGGCACACUCAUUUCCGGUUCCCAGCAGCCGGUCAGCGCAGUCAGACCGAAUCAUCCAGCCCCGAGUGAGACCUCAGCCUCAGUAGACUACGACCCCGACGCUAUGGACGUUGACUAGGAUGGUUAGAAACAAGGCAAGUGAUUUAUUUAUUUAUUUGUUUGUUCAUAACGAUACUCACGCCUGCCACGAAUGUAAACGAGCUGUUCCAACGUGCCCACGGCAUUUCACGAACCGGGGUCAGCGAGGCGUUUCAAAGGUAUCAUUUUCAAAUCGUAUUGGGAGGAAUAUUCCU
This is a messenger RNA of Colletotrichum navitas, 1165 nucleotides long. RefSeq lists its product as uncharacterized. Bases 415 to 990 code for a protein of 191 amino acids. The transcript has 2 exons. Lineage: Eukaryota; Fungi; Ascomycota; Sordariomycetes; Glomerellales; Glomerellaceae. The record is from RefSeq and is a predicted model, not a curated record.